AUGCAUCCUACAGUCCCUACCGUCAGAGAAGCGAUCAAUCAACUCAGAGAGACAUCGCUAAAAUGUCUGGAACAUAUGGUUGGCCUCGGCGUGCGCACGAGCACCCAUAUGGCCUUUGUCCUAUCGCAGCCGUCAAAUCUUUCGAUCCUAGAAUGUAACGAAGGCGACAUCAACACCAGCCACCAUACGCGAUUGCAGUUAGCCCGUCACCUAUUGUGCUUCGUCAUAUUUGAACAAGCCUCGAAAAAGAACAAGAACGGAGCAAACAUUGAUCUGAAUCAACUUGAAGAGCAGCUCAACAAUAUCCGUGGCCGAUGCUAUGUCGACUUCAAAAAGGAUCCGAAAAUGCGCAUGCUCGUUCUGAUGGCGAUUGAAGAUAAAGCAAGCCCUGGAAUGGGUAGCGGCGAAGCUGUUGACCUUGAUCACCCAAUGAUCCAAGGAGCAGUGGAAACUCCGGAUGUGCCGGAAGCCACUCAAAAGGCCGUCAGACAAGUUCUCCUUUCUACAGGUGAACUCGGCUUAUUGACCGCUUUGAAAAACGGUACGUGGGUUUACGGCCUUCAGAAGACGGGGCCCAACGUCAUGUACAAAACGACCAACCUCACUCCGAAGGGCAUUGAUCCGUUUCAGCAGUUGGAAGUCAUUCUUGAAGCCGAAGUGCUCUGCUUUCUUCAUGCAGUUCAAGUGCAACACCCGUACAGCUUCCCGCCGGGAUUACAGGAGGUGUUGGACGCCUUUGGCGUAGUUCGAAGUGCACUUGGUGACUUGUCGGCCGACGACAAUAUUCUACCAAAUGUAUGCGCUCAGCCUUCGUGGAAAGAGGGAUCGUGCCUUUUCAAGGCGGGAUUGUUUCUUUGGAUGUUGCUCUCCGUUCUGAUCCUCCAAAUCGCCGGUCCAUCGCUGCUUCGAACGGGCCGCGUCUGCCUUUAUCUAUGGUCAUCAGAUCAUGCCGUACGCACAGACCACGGGGUACACAGGUUGUACCGUUGGCCCCGAUCGGAUCACUGCCUGCAAAUCCCUCUUCUCCUGAAGAUCGGUCUAGAACUUGGAAGCGGCGCACAUGGUACGGUCAAACGAGUGGCGGGCACAAGCAUCGUUGUCAAAAUCGGACGCACAGAUAUAAUUAAACGAGAAGCUUCCGUGUAUAGCAAAGCUCGACAGUACCAAGGCCUUCCCAUUCUUCAAGACUUUGGAGUUUUUGACUUUGAAAGCUCAGCCGCAUCCAUGCUCGUCCUGGAAUAUGCGAAUCCUAUCCGUGAUACCCCAGAGAGAUGGGAGGUCAACGCGGCACUCCAAGACAUACAUAUCCGACUCGGCUUUCAUCAUCGCGACAUCGAUUCCGCGAACAUGUUGAGGGGUGUUGCCGACGGGAAGCUCAAGAUUAUUGAUUUUGCGAAGGGCGCAAAUGCCGCGGACUGUGAUAAACAUUGCAUCCUGCGGGAGGAGUACCUUUGA
Pleurotus ostreatus (oyster mushroom) is the source of this 1455-nucleotide messenger RNA. RefSeq lists its product as uncharacterized. The coding region runs from base 1 to 1455 and encodes 484 amino acids. Lineage: Eukaryota; Fungi; Basidiomycota; Agaricomycetes; Agaricales; Pleurotaceae. The record is from RefSeq and is a predicted model, not a curated record. The transcript is spliced from 9 exons.